Messenger RNA from Brachypodium distachyon (stiff brome), 1241 nucleotides. RefSeq lists its product as uncharacterized. The coding region runs from base 131 to 961 and encodes 276 amino acids. The transcript is spliced from 3 exons. NCBI's taxonomy places the organism in Eukaryota, Viridiplantae, Streptophyta, Magnoliopsida, Poales, Poaceae. The record is from RefSeq and is a predicted model, not a curated record.
CUGCAGUAGAUGUUUUUGGGAGGUUCACCUAUGUGCUGGCUGGAUGGGAGGGCACAGCUCAUGAUGCUACUGUCUUAAAAGAUGCAUUAGAAAGACCCAAUGGCCUUCGUAUACCAACAGUGUUGCAGGAAUGGAUGGUGAGGUUGUUGUGGUUGCUGAAGGCCGUGGUGGUACGGUCACGUGGACUUCUGUCAUGACAACUUUCAUGUUGAAGCAUAUGACUGCACAUGUGGAAACUGGUGCAAGGACUUCUGCAGGCUUCAAGAGUAUGCACUACAAUGGUUGUGCAAGGGCAUUGAAUGACCACUUUAAGCAAUCCUUGUAUGGACAUCAGAUAAGCAACCACUACAGGACUGUUAAGAAGAAAUUUGUGAAGAUUAAGAAUAUCAAGGAUGAAGGCUCAGGGGCUGGAUGGGAUGAUGCUACGUCCACUCUAAGGAUGGACCAUGACAUGGCUUUGAAGUACAUCGAUAAACACAAGUGGUCAGCUGAGUACAUAGACAAGCCAAUUGAGAAUUACUAUGAGAUGCAAACUUGUUUUGGUGACCGCUUGGCAACUGUCAAGUAUGCUAAAGGGUCAUCCGAACCACUUGGGACUGCUACAACCCCAUUGGAAGUUGAUGAAGAGGAAGAUGUUUUAGGUCCACAAUCUAACAUUGGCUCCUCUGCUACAAAGUCACUGAAGAGAGCAAAGAAGGAAGAAGGUGAGGAGGAAAGUCUCAUUUCCACUCUUAGGGGUGUAGGUACUGACCUUGCAAAUGCUAUUGCCAAAGCUGGUGCCAAUGGAAAUGACAUACCUGAUGGUUUGUAUGAAACCUUGUGUGGAUUGGAAGGCUACAAUGAGGAUCAUGUUGCUCAGUAUUAUGGGUUUUUGGUUGAUCAUCCGAAAAAAGCAAGAGGUUUCAUGACACAAAGGGCAGUUGAACUGGAUGGCUCGGUACAUCAAGAAGGAGUACACUGAUUAGGCUUAUGAGUAGGAUGUGAGGUCAGCUUUAAGAAAAGAGGGACAGGGGGUUAUGUUUGUUUCUGACGGCCUGAUGUAAGGAUCUAUCAAUUUCUUUUGUCAAUUAUGCUUAUAAUGUGUACUGUUCGGUUCAGUUUGGGGGAUGCACAUUACUGAUAACCCUAUUAUGUAGUCCAUACUUUGUUUUUCUGAUAUCCCUAUCAUUCUGCGGAUUAUGUAGUCCAUACUUUGUUUUGCUGCUUCUGCGGAUUCAAAUAUAUGUUCAGUUUCAAAGCAA